AUGUAUACAGUAUAAGUGAAUUUCUAUAUACAAAGAUAUUCGAUCGGUACCUGCUAUACGGUAUCGAAUUAUCGAACUUUGUCGAGAUCGACACUCGCAGGUUCAUUGAUAGAUCGUUUCAGAUUCAAGAGACAAUUUAUUAUUGUUCGUUUUCUUUCUUUGCUUUUCGUAGAAUUGAAAUUUCAAACACUAUAUAAUUAAUCAUAUGUUAUUAGUUUUUGAAAUGAGUCCCGGUUGGCAGAUGAGAUUAAUUUAAUGCGGUGACAUAGAGAUUUUGUGUAAAAAAAUAAAAAAAAUAAAUACGAUGUUUCGUUUCUAACGAAAUUAUAAUCAAAACAAUUUUAGAAUUGAUUUUGUGUAUUAACUCGAGAUAUUGCUAGUAAUUAACCUUCUCUUAAAAUAGACCAUUAUGUAUUUAUUCAUUUUUGUCAGUACAGUUACUCAAUAAUAAUGAAUUAUGAUACGUUUAUAUUUUAAUUUUAAAUUGAAGUUCUUUUUUAAGUCUGAUCUGAAUUUAAAACCUGAUCUAUACUAAUUUUAGCUUUAUUCAUCAUCGAUAUAUAUGUAUAUGUAUUUUUUGAUUUAUAAUUUUGCAACACAUAAAUAUAUCAAUGUCAAGUAUAAUAUUUGAAUAUUUGAAUAAUAAAUUUAACACGUUUAUUUAAGUAUACGUACAGGACACUGCUGACAAUAUUGUAUCAUACGUAAUAUAAUAAUAAGCCGACAGAAUAUGAUUUUUAUAGAUUCUUUAUAAAGAUUCUUUAUAAAGAGAUAGAUUCUUUUAUAGAUUCUUUUAUAGAUUCUUUAUAAAGAGAUAAAAGAUGUAAAAUAAAAUUUUUCAUCCGAAUCUUUUUUGAAAUUUUUUUCACUACUAAUUAUUUUAUAAUUUUUAGUCAACGAAAUAUUUAUGGUAAUCUGAUUAUUAUCACUGUUUAGAAAGAAAAUAAACGUAUUUCUCUGGUCGAAUCAUGUAAAAAUAAUUACAAUGGAAUUUAACCGUCUUAUAUUGUAUCAUUAAUAAUAAGAAAAGAAACUAACACCGAUAAGAUUGUAUAUAAUCACAACAUGUUUGAAUUCGAAACCAAGCUAACUAUAGUACGGUAAAACGAAGAACAUACGUAUAAGGCAUUCAUUAAUUCAUAAGCAUAAAGCAAUAUUAUUUCAUGUUGCAUAUAUCAAUAAUUUGUUGGUAAUUUUCUUUCAAGAAUCUUAUUAAAUUUAUGUUUUUGUAACGUAAUUUAAAUAAAAUAUUCAUGCCAUGCCGCAUUACAUUCACAAUAUCCACUACAUUUUUGUUUUAUACUUGAUUCACGUUGUUCGUAAUGAUAAACUUUUUUUAAAUUAUGUAAUUUUUUAAGUAAAAUUUAAUUUACUAUAACAUAUACAUACAUUUGUGUAUAUAAUAUUUAUGUACUAAUUGAGUAAUAAAUGAUGAAUAAAUUUUUAUUGUUUCAAAAUUUCUUCUUCUCCCCCUGUUUUUUAAUUCGUUAAUAAUUAUUUUUAUAUUUUGUAACUUUAAUAAUAUCUUAAAUCUUCUUGUUCCCAGAUAAAAAAUAUAAAAUUAUACGACAAUAUGUUAUCUACGGCAAAAACAUCGACGGAUAAAUCGGUUCAAGGUGAAUUGGUUCAUACCGAAUCAAAAGACACUUCGAUAAUUAUAAAAAAAUUAAUGCAUACCACAGCCGUUUCUCAUGAAAAUUUUCAAACUAAAAAUGAAAAGUUCGAAAUGAAAGUGGAACAAAAAGAUUUGAAAGAGACUGGGAAGCAAGAAACAGCCCAAACUAAAAAUGAAAAGUUCGAAAUGAAAGUGGAACAAAAAGAUUUGAAAGAAAUUGGGAAGCAAGAAACACCCCAACUGCUAAAUGAACAAUCGAAAGUUUCAAAGCCAGAACAGCAACAGAUGAAAUUUAAAACUGCAGAAUUGAAAAAUGUUGAAUUAAGAACGGAAAAGCUUAAAAAGGAAGACAAAGAAUUAAAAUGUAGUAUUAAUGUAAACCAAACCGAUAUACCAAAAUGUAAAAUGAUUCCCAUUGCUGAUAAAUUUGAUGUUCCAAAACCUUCAAAUGUUGCUGUUCCUCGAAAAUGCCCUCCACUUUCUACACCAUUAUUGAGUGAACGCCCACUUGUUUUAACAACACAUCUUGUACCUUCAUUACCGAUUAACUUAUUUGAAGUACUUGUAGAAGCGAUCGAAGUCGCUACUGAAAAACCUGUAGUGUUAUUACACGAACCUAGAAGUGAUAGACCAGUUGCAAAAGAAGUUGCAGACAUCGCUAUCUUACCAGCAAGUACAAAGUGGAAAGACGGUGUGCUUUUACCCGUGAGUUUUUGUUUCGAACAUCAUCUUAAUAAAAAUAAUUCAUCGUGUGUAUAUGCUGAUGUUGUUGUGGCUGCAGACCGCGCACUACAUGUACAAGAUAUCACAGAUCUUCGUGGUCAUAGAUGUUCUCUUCCAGAUCGAAAAAGAAACAUUGGCGCAGCAGCAUUGUUAUUUAACUAUUUAUACAUGAAAGGUGAAAGUCCAGCCUUUUUCGGCAAUACACUUGAUGCUGAUUCACAGGUUGCUACUUUACAAAUGGUUGCAGGAAAACAAGCUGAAGUUGGAGUUUUAGAAUCUCCUGUUAUUAAGUGUCAUAAAAACACACUACCAGGAAUCAAUUCGCUUCAUAUAUUAACAAGUUUAGGACCUUUGCCACCUUACCGCGUCAUGAUAAUAAGAAUGUAUCUCAUUUAUGCUAUAUGUUCCAUCAUAUUUCCAGAUGUUUUCAAACGAAAAAUUACAACUUACUUAUUAAACAUAAAUCAAGACAGGGAAUGGCUAGAUAGAUUCGCUCCUUUUGGUGUUACUGGAUUUACCAAAAAUUUUGAAAAAUUUUACAAGCUUGAUGGCGUAAAAUCUGUAGCUACAAGCGUACCAUACUAUUAA
Molecule: messenger RNA, 2926 nt
Organism: Heterotrigona itama
Lineage: Eukaryota; Metazoa; Arthropoda; Insecta; Hymenoptera; Apidae
Source: the annotation of a GenBank genome assembly